Messenger RNA from Archocentrus centrarchus (flier cichlid), 4611 nucleotides. RefSeq names its product calcium/calmodulin-dependent serine protein kinase a (gene caska). The transcript has 30 exons. Gene Ontology annotation, molecular function: protein kinase activity; ATP binding; protein binding. Bases 821 to 3718 code for a protein of 965 amino acids. The record is from RefSeq and is a predicted model, not a curated record. Lineage: Eukaryota; Metazoa; Chordata; Actinopteri; Cichliformes; Cichlidae. Gene Ontology annotation, biological process: protein phosphorylation.
UUUUCUGGAAGCUCCGUGGAGCUGAGCGGCCGGGGCCAUACGGGCGGCAGUGGGAGGAAAUAAAAGGUAAAGUGGAGGCUGCGAAGUGUUCAAGCCGCGGGGAAAGAAACGGAGAGUGACACUUGUGGUUUUGUACGCGAGGACUUGGACCGGUCGUCAGUUUUACACACACACACACAAACGGGAGGACUGUGUGUUUUAUGUGCGCACAGCCCCGAAGACACCAAGAGUAAACCCGCAGCUGUUUGGGAUGCGAAGAUCAGCGUAACCCACCUGGAUCAGCGCUGCAACCCGAACCUGAUGCACAGCAAUGCCUACCGGCUCAUUUCGCCGUCUAUAAGCACAGCAUUCAAACCGGUGAGCAGCCUACGUCGUUACCGGGAUCUUCGCACCGGUGAAGUAGUUUACUAUGUUGUUUGACAGCCCCGUGAGCUUUGCUUUUUGAGACGGGGGCACGCUACCGGGAAGCCGUGGGAAAGGCGGGGCCGAACCCGUGGACUCCAAAGCUGGAAUAUUGAGCUCUCCCUGUGCACGUUCACCCAAAGCGACGCAGCGAUUUUUAUUUUAUUUUUGGGGGGAGGGGGGGAGGGGGGUCAACGAAGGAGGCAACAACUGGGAUUUAGAAACCUUUCUUUUGCAACUCUUUCCCGACUACCCCGCUGCUGUCGACACGAACGGCGUUGUGUCAGUUAUUCCUGACACUGUCAUCUGCUCCUGGCCUUCGUUUCAUCUGUUUAGGAAUAUUAACUGAGGUUUGGGACGCAUUUUUUAGGGGUGGGGGCGGGGGUGGGAUAAUUUCUUCCCCAACCGGGGUCGGACUAUGGCGGACGACGACAUUCUCUUUGAAGAUGUGUACGAGCUCUGCGAGGUCAUCGGCAAGGGUCCCUUCAGUGUGGUGAGGAGAUGCAUCAACAGAGAGACGGGGCAGCAAUUUGCUGUCAAAAUCGUGGAUGUGGCCCAGUUCACCUCCAGUCCUGGCCUCAGCACAGAGGAUCUGAAGAGGGAGGCCAGUAUCUGCCACAUGCUGAAGCACCCCCACAUCGUGGAGCUGCUGGAGACCUACAGCUCAGAUGGGAUGCUCUACAUGGUUUUUGAGUUUAUGGAUGGAGCAGACCUGUGUUUUGAGAUCGUGAAGAGGGCAGAUGCUGGCUUUGUCUACAGUGAAGCGGUGGCCAGUCACUACAUGAGACAGAUCCUCGAGGCGCUACGCUACUGCCACGACAACAACGUCAUCCACCGAGAUGUCAAGCCUCACUGCGUGCUGCUGGCGUCCAAAGAGAACUCGGCUCCAGUGAAGCUGGGCGGGUUCGGAGUGGCCAUCCAGCUCGGAGAGUCGGGACUGGUGGCAGGAGGUCGCGUAGGAACUCCUCACUUCAUGGCCCCGGAGGUGGUGAAGAGAGAGCCGUACGGUAAACCUGUGGACGUGUGGGGCUGCGGUGUUAUCCUCUUCAUCCUCCUCUCGGGGUGCCUCCCUUUUUACGGCACCAAGGAGCGUCUGUUUGAAGCCAUCUGCAAGGGCAAAUACAAGAUGAAUCCCCGCCAGUGGAAUCACAUCUCAGAGAGCGCUAAGGACCUGGUGAGGCGCAUGCUGAUGCUAGACCCCGCUGAGAGAAUCACAGUCUACGAGGCUCUUAACCACCCCUGGCUCAAGGAGAGGGACCGGUACGCCUACAAAAUCCACCUCCCGGAGACCGUGGAGCAGCUGAGAAAGUUCAACGCCAGGAGGAAGCUCAAGGGGGCCGUGCUGGCCGCAGUGUCCAGUCACAAGUUCAACUCCUUCUACGGAGACCCACCUGAGGAGCUCCACGACUUCUCCGACGAUCCCACAUCCUCAGGACUGCUGGCAGCAGAGCGUGCCGUGUCUCAGGUGCUGGACAGCUUAGAGGAGAUCCACGCUCUGACGGACUGCAGUGAAAAGGAUUUAGAUUUCCUCCACAGUGUUUUCCAGGACCAGCAUCUACACACACUGCUCGAUCUCUACGAUAAAAUCAACACCAAGUCCUCUCCACAGAUCCGAAACCCCCCCAGUGAUGCCGUGCACAGAGCCAAAGAGAUUUCCUCCCAAGACGGAGCAAGUGGCGCUUUGAAACAUCUGGAAUGUGUGCUGGAAGAGAUCUCCUGCUACCCAGAGAAGCACGAGGCUAAGGAGCUCAGACGGAUACUAACCCAGCCACAUUUCAUGGCCUUGUUGCAGGCCCACGACGUGGUGGCCCACGAGGUUUACAGCGACGAGGCUCUGCGAGUGACACCUCCACCCACGUCACCCUUCCUGAACGGAGACUCCCCAGAGAGUGCCAACGGAGACAUGGACCUGGAGAACGUCACCAGAGUCCGUCUGGUCCAGUUCCAGAAGAACACAGAUGAACCCAUGGGUAUCACGUUGAAGAUGAACGACUCAAAUCACUGCAUCGUCGCAAGGAUAAUGCACGGGGGGAUGAUCCACAGACAAGGAACGUUGCAUGUUGGAGAUGAGAUCAGGGAAAUCAACGGCAUCAGUGUGGCCAACCAGACUGUAGAGCAGCUGCAGAAGAUGCUGAGAGAGAUGCGAGGCAGCAUCACUUUCAAAAUAGUACCAAGCUACCGGACGCAGGGCUCAUCUUGUGAGAAUGAGUCCCCCACCACUUCCAGACAGUCCCCUGCCAAUGGCCACUCCAGCAUUAACAGUUCUAUCUUGGACCUGCCAUCCACCAUCCAGCCCAAAGGUCGACAGAUUGUAUCCAGACCUCCAAUCAAGGGCAAAAUGUCAGUAAAGAUCUACGUGAGGGCCCAGUUUGAAUAUGACCCCUCCAAAGAUGAACUCAUCCCCUGCAAGGAGGCCGGCAUUCGCUUCCGUGUGGGCGACAUCAUCCAGAUCAUAUCCAAGGAUGAUCACAACUGGUGGCAGGGCAAACUGGAGAACACUAAAAAUGGCACGGCCGGCCUCAUCCCGUCACCAGAACUGCAGGAGUGGCGGGUGGCGUGUAUAGCCAUGGAGAAAACCAAGCAGGAGCAGCAGGCCAGCUGUACCUGGUUUGGCAAGAAGAAGAAGCAGUACAAAGACAAGUAUUUGGCAAAGCACAAUGCAGUGUUUGACCAACUAGACCUUGUCACAUACGAGGAGGUUGUGAAGCUUCCUGCUUUCAAGAGGAAAACACUAGUUUUGUUAGGCGCUCAUGGAGUGGGCAGAAGACACAUUAAGAACACCCUUAUAACCAAACACCCCGACAGAUUCGCCUACCCCAUCCCACACACAACCAGACCUCCAAAGAAGGACGAGGAGAACGGCAAGAACUACUACUUCGUUUCCCACGACCAGAUGAUGCAGGACAUCAGCAACAAUGAGUACCUGGAGUACGGCAGCCACGAGGAUGCCAUGUAUGGGACGCGGCUGGAGACAAUUCGCAAGAUCCACCAGCAGGGACUUAUCGCCAUACUGGACGUUGAACCUCAGGCCCUGAAGGUGCUGCGGACGGCCGAGUUUGCUCCAUACGUCGUGUUUAUCGCUGCACCAACCAUCACCCCGGGCAUUAAUGAGAUGCCCAGGUGGUGUCGAACGCUGCCAGAUGAGUCUCUCCAGCGGCUGCAGAAAGAGUCCGAGAUCCUGCAGAAGACCUACGCCCACUACUUCGACCAGACCAUCAUCAACAACGAGAUCGAUGAGACCAUCCGGCACCUGGAGGAGGCCAUCGAUCUGGUGUGCACCACCAGCCAGUGGGUUCCCGUGUCCUGGGUGUACUGACCUGCACCGCCUCACCCCCCCCCCCCUCCCCACUCCCAGCCAGCAAAAUCUCGGCCAUCUUUUCCUCUUCUUAACAACAAUAACGACACGGAAGAAACUAACAGACUGCGCUCGAUCGGAAACAACUCAACGUACUGUGAAAGCGACCGCAGCAUUCAAGCGACUCCAACGACCUGCAGCAGCAGACCGUCGGACUCUUGCCCUCGCAGACGACCUAGUCUCAUAGUGUUGUAUAAAAACAGAGUAAAAGUGAAUAUUGUCAUGUCUGUACUAGCUAGGAGGCAACAUUUUUGUAGAUGUUUGUUUUAAAGAGACAGUACCUGUCCAGGCCUCUCAUCGGUGCAAUGACCAUACCCCCCCCCACACACACUCUUGUCUGGCUGGUUGUUGGAGAAAGACACCGUCUGUCAGCAGAUGCAGUAAAAGCACACACACUGCAUUGUUUUUGUCAGCUCUCUCUCUUCACCUGUUAGUGCACCUUUGGACCAGCCAGGUACUGUCUCUUCUAAAUAAAUCCAUAAAUGUUUUAGAGAUUUGAAUGAGGUUACCAUGCAUGUGGAUAUUUGCAAGCUUCCAUGCUGUCAGUCAGUCAGUGUUCCCUGUGUCCCUCUGUAAACCUCCAACAAAGAAAAGAAGACAAAAAAAUAUAUAUUACAAAAUAUAAAAAAACAUUCCAGCUGUUUGGAAGACUGAACUCAGCCAAAAGGAAAAAAAUAAAAAAUAAACCAUGAGUGACGGAGCCGGAUGUUGACUUGACACCUAUGCACAUCCCUCGCAUUUCGGGUGACAUUUCUAAACAACAGAUUUAUAGAAUUACCGAUCAUGUAAGUGAGAUGUGUUUGUACAAAAAAAAAAAAAAAAAAAGAAAUAAUCGAAUAAAAGUUUUGAUUUUU